AUGGCAACCCCGUCCACCGCCGAGGGCGUGCCAGCGGCCAUGGAGGCGCGCCACCGCUUCUUCGCCUGCGAGCUGGUGCAAGAGGCUGGUAUCCUCCUGUCGCUGCCGCAGGUCGUCCUCGCGACGGGCCAGAGCCUUCUGCACCGCUUCUACGCCGGCCAGAGCCUCACGGACUUCGACGCAUUCCGCGUCGCGAUGGGCUGCAUCUUCCUCGCUGCCAAGGCCGAAGAGCAGCCGCGCCGGGUCAAAGAUGUCAUCCAGGUCUUCUUUCGCAUGCGCAACCGCCGCAUGGGCCUCCAGCCCAUCUUGCUCAUGCCAUCGGACCCGCGCUUCUCGCAAUGGAGCGACUACAUCAUCAUGGUCGAGCGCCAGCUGCUCAUCGAGACAAGCCUCAAUAUUGCUCUACGGAGCGCACUUUGGACAAGUUGCCACCAUCAAUAUUACGUCGGGCGUGUGACGUUCCGUGUGGCGUAA
This is a messenger RNA of Saprolegnia parasitica CBS 223.65, 474 nucleotides long. RefSeq lists its product as hypothetical. The transcript is spliced from 2 exons. Bases 1 to 474 code for a protein of 157 amino acids. Gene Ontology annotation, biological process: regulation of transcription by RNA polymerase II. The record is from RefSeq and is a predicted model, not a curated record. Gene Ontology annotation, cellular component: nucleus. NCBI's taxonomy places the organism in Eukaryota, Oomycota, Saprolegniomycetes, Saprolegniales, Saprolegniaceae. Gene Ontology annotation, molecular function: cyclin-dependent protein serine/threonine kinase regulator activity.